Messenger RNA from Toxoplasma gondii ME49, 5765 nucleotides. RefSeq names its product zinc finger, C3HC4 type (RING finger) domain-containing protein. NCBI's taxonomy places the organism in Eukaryota, Apicomplexa, Conoidasida, Eucoccidiorida, Sarcocystidae. The record is from RefSeq and is a predicted model, not a curated record. The transcript has a single exon. The coding region runs from base 656 to 4978 and encodes 1440 amino acids.
AGCAUCUAUUGGUGACUUGUGUUUGGAUGUACAGGGAGUACGCAUCGCCAGCAGAACUAGACUCGGUGUCGCCGUCGCGUACCGUUUUUGAUGGGAUUCGGCUGCUGGUGCUGUUGCCUUUUGGGGUCUUCCGUAUCCCCGUUUAUGGAUGCACCCACGCUGCAUGCUUCGUCUUUCUUUGAACUCCAGUCGUCCCUCUUUCUGUAUUCUGCUUCUUCGUCUUCGGAUCCCCGCGGGUUCCUCUGCAUGCACACUUUGUGUUUCUUUGUCAUUUUCUCCUCCCCGUUUCUCCGUCUCCCCAGGCCCUUGAGGAGUCGAGUGACUCUUAUCUUAACGCAUCAUGCAGUCCUCCGUUUUUCCUAAGGCGCCACAAAAUUGUUCUCCGCAUCCAGUUGCCUUACAAAUUGUUCCUGUUCCUUGUCGCUGCUCUCUCGGCUCUCCGCGUUGCAUCUAGUCGCCCCGCCUUCCUGGAGAAACGCAGACCCGGUUUCGCCUCCUUUUAUCUACCGGCGCUUCCCUCUCUGGUGUCCAGCUCCAUCGUUUCUCCUCGUUUCUUGUCUCUCCGUCGUCUUGGCAUUGCUCUCUGCUGUUGCGGAACUUCCACUACGUGAAACGUCCAGGGGACAAGGCGCGAACAGCGAAAAACGAGGAGAGAAUGUCGGCGGAGCGUUCAGAGGGGGGCCCUAGCGCCCACGGGAAGCCUCUGGAGUCGCAAGGCACCACUGGGCAGCUGGCUACAAACUACAAACAGAGUAUCCACACGGAGAAGUUAUGCACAGAAGGACUCCCCAAGCUCCAUCCUCCUUCCUUCUCUUUUCCUUUCCUGGCCUCGGCCUCUCCAGCUGCGCGACCCCAGAGCCUCCAGACCUCGGGACUCUCCGGGACCGGCGCGUCGCUUGCCCCCGUUGGAGCCCAAGUGGCGACAGCGGAGAGAGGAGUUCCUGGAGCGAGGCCAGGAGACUCCACGCGCCCUAGCAGACCCGACGGACUCGGCGUUCUCCUCUCGAUGCGCAUGCCAGGCGGAGGGGUGUCUCCUCGGUUCGCCGCACCCCGGCUCGUUGUGCCGAAUCCGAUCCAGGUUCGCCCUCCUGUCGGGAGGCUGUCGGAUCUCUCGACCGGCCAGCCGGGAGUCUUACACCACGUCGUCUCGCCUCAAGGCAGAGCCUCCGAGGGGGUUGUGCCAGGGACUGCCCCAGUCGGCUUCGACGCCUCAGUGCUUCCGUCCUUCACUCCAGCGACUGCCGAGUUGCUCAGCAACUCUCACGGCCGUCUCCUCGCUUCAGCUCUCCUAAACCAAUCUCGUCAAGACGCAAGCCUCAUCCCCCAAGCACGAACGCCUCACCCCCGGGGAACAGAUGUCUCCGCCUCCGGUCUGCCCACAGGGACUGGCCUCGCCGCUCCCUUUCUUCCGCAGACCCUCUUAGGUGCCCGCGCGCCGGGGCUCAGCGUCGCUUCGAAGCCGACUGAACUGCCGUCAGCGAACGACCGGCCAGACCGCGGCUCUGCUCCGAGGCAGAGUGAGCACCUCCGCAUGGACACAGGCGUAGUGGCGGGGACGUUUAUCGGAGUCCGCGGGCCUGCUCAGACGCUUCCGGGGGCCAACAGACCCCUCCAAAGUUUGCCGAGUCCAGUGGACCAGGGGAAGCCAGGCGACGCACAGCCGCGAGGCGUUCAAUGUGGGAGAGGCCAACCGUUUGUCAAUCCAAGUCCCGCGAAGGAGACACAAAAGGAGACAGCUGGAGGUUUACCGCCUGCUGGGCGCGGGACGAGCGGGGCUCCUCAGGCUACCACGGGGAUCACAUCUUUCUCAUCUCAGCCCUCUCCAGUGGGUGUACGGCACCCGAUCCCUUCACUCGACUGUUACGGGGCCUCUUCUGUCCCUCUCGCUUCUUCCUCUGGUCUCAUUACUGCCCCAGCUCCUUCUGUCUCUGUCUAUUCUUCUGUGUCUUCCGCUUCACCGUCAGGAGACAGGCCGGGGCCUUCGGGCCUGUGUCGUAGUUCGUCUGUCCCUUCUUCCGCUCGCCCCCCUUCCUCGUCAGCUGGCGGGGCAGCGGGGAUCGUGGGGACUGGGCCUUCUCAGGCUCCUUCGGUUCCUCCACAGCCUUUGUCUUCUGCAGCUGGAGUGCGUGAACGUCUUCCGGUCUCGAAAGACUCCUCGUCCGUCUCCACUGCAUCGCCUUCCUCUUCUUCAUCUUCGGCUUCCUGUCUCCUUUCUUCACUAGCUGCGUCUGCCUCAAAAGGUGCUGUCUCUGUGCCGCAGCUGGUGUCUCCGCCCUCUGCAUCUUUCUCUGCAGCGGCUGCUCCCGGUUCGCGUGCUCUUGCGGAACCGAGUUUGCCGCGUCCGGGGGAAAGUGCGAGACCCUCGGUGUCUCUAGUGUCUCCGGUGUCUCCAAUGAGCGCUCGAAGCCGAGCCUGGCUGGCGCACGACCGAGCAAACGGGACGCUGUGGGGUCGGACUCGAGAGGAAUACGAGGCGAUUGCGCGGGCCCUGCGCCCCGGGGUUUCGGUCUACGAGGCGACCGCGGAGCCGCGGCGCAUCGAUGAGAGCCUGCUGAGCAAGCAGACGACUCUCGGCGAGAGCGAGCUUCGUUGUGACUUGAGUUGCCCGAUCUGCAUGGGCAUCUUCCAGAAUGUCGUGGUGGUGAAGGACUGUCUGCAUCGCUUCUGCGCCGACUGCAUCGAGAAGUGCGUACGGACCGGUCUCCGCGAGUGUCCACAGUGCCGGAUCCACGUCGCCAGCCGGCGGGCCUUGCGCCCGGACCCUAUAUUCGAGAGAAUUCUCAACAAGCUGUUUCCCGAUGUCAGCGCCUUUGAGGCGAAGAACGCCGAGCUGAUCACUCUCUCGAAUCUGCGCAUGCGCACCCCGGCGGCGCGCUUCCUCCCCGCUGCCUCACCCGCCGAGGGGGACGCGGAGGCCCGACUGGAGGGUGAGGAGGACGAGGGCCGUGGCGCCGGGCGAGGGAGAGACGAGGUGGAAGACGAAGAAGAAGACGAGACAGAUGAUCGCGACAGGUGCGAAGCCAGCAGAGAAAACAGCGACGAGAGCGACACCAUCUUCACGUCCAGUCGCAGCCGAAAGAGACACCGGCUCAACCAGGACAGACAGCGCUCGAGCAGGAGACCGAGACCUGCGAGCUCGAAGACGCCGCUGCGGUCGUCACUCUACUCUCUGCUCUCUUCGAACGCUCUCCCGACGGCGAAACGAACCUCCGGCGCUGGCCUUUCGACUCUUCUUCGUCAGCCGCUCCCGCCGUUUGUGGGGUCCGAUGGGUGUCUCCUGACUGCGCACGGCCAGCGCCUGCCGUCUCGGGCCUCGUCCCUCGCUUCGCUUUCCUCUCUGUGUGGUGAGUUGCUCGCCGCGUCGUGGCGCGGCUGGGGCGACGAGGCGGGUCUGGGCUCCACCAGUCGGUCGGAUAUAGGCGGGGCGAAUCUGCGAGCUCUCAUGAGGCUCCAGAGACAGACCCUGCGCCGGAAGAGACAGGAGCUGGACGCCCAUCUCGCUCGCAUCAAGACAGACGGCUGUCUCCACUUCGAACUCCUACCAGAUCCAUCUCUGCCGCGACUCCCGUUUCUCCCCCGGCGUCGCCUUUCUACUAAGAAAGCGGGAGAUAUCACUGUCCUCCAACUCUCCAGAUACGUUACCACGCAGCUCGCAAGGUCGACGCUCAUGACUUUGCCGGCGAGCAGUUCGCCUUCCAGUUGCCGCGCAGAUGUCGAAAAGAACUCGCCUGCGAGUUCUUUUCCAAGUCCCAUUUCUGCUUCGGACACACAUCGGUUUCCGGCGAACGCUGGCCGUAGCGGUGGCAGCCUCUCUUCCAGAACUGUAGGUCCGUCUCGGGAGUCUGCGGCAUCUUUGGCUGGGCUCGGUCGGGACAGAGACCAGGACUUUGUGGGCCGAGAAGAGAGAGACGAGGGCCAAGGCGCGAACCUGGGGGACGCACUCGCGGGCCUUGUAGGGUCAGGCGAAGGACCGCAAAUUCGAUUUUACUCGAAGGAACACAGGAAGCCUUUUGGGCCGAACCUCACUUUGGCUGCCGUCCACCAGUGGUCCAGAGCCCUCAGCAUGCAAGUCCUCGUUUUGUACUACACGACCCGGCCGUACGGCGAUGCAGGCGGUGGCGUUCUCAGUGGGACGCGCGGCUUCGUCGUGGACCUAUGGGGCACCGCCGGAAAGAAGGAGACGCCUGUCUCCAAUGGCGCCGGAGAGGCCGGUGCGGGCCGAGAAUCGGACGGCGUCCACGGCAAGAGACCCAGGGCGAGCUCUGGACUUGGACAAGGGAGAGGCGAAGACAGAGACAGCGAAGAGAGAAGAAAAGGCCGACCGUGUGGGGGGAGACGUGAGAGUCAGGAGGGAAAAGAAGGCCAGAAGCACAAUGGACGGAGCCUUGAAGAGUCGCGCAUGCGACGAGCAAGUGCACUGGACCUCGUGGAGGCAGGAGGAGGCGGCGGGGACAGGCGAGAGACGGAAGCGGCAAAGGUUGUCGGGUCCGAUCUAAACGAGGCACCCCUCGGUCUGAGAGAAACUGAAAAGAUCACGAACGAACGGAUGCUCUCUGAGAAGGCUGGAGACAGCAUCCCUCCUUGGAAUCUCGAAGGAAUGGGGAAUCCGCACACGGCAGAGCCACCCGUCGCUACAUAUUCCGAGACACUUAGUUCCGCUGCCCCUGCCGUCCCUAAGGAGUCUCCUGCAUUUCCCGCGUCUUUUUCGACUUCACCCGCUUCUCCCAGUGCGCCUUCAACCCUUCCAGCUUCUUCUCCUAGGCCAGUGAGUGGCGGAGAGACAGCGGCUGUCUCCUGUCCCCAGGACGGGCUGUCGAGUGCAGUUCCUGGAGUUCCUUCGCAAGCGCAUGCGCUGGCUCACAGAGGCCCUCCGGCUGCAGAAGAUAUCUCUGGCGCCCACCACACACAGGGGAUAGGGGUAGCGGCAGCUAACACCCGAGCAGCGAUGGAAGCAUCCGUAAAUGUGCCUUCUCGUUAACGAUGCGACUUAUCCUCUCCAGAUUGAGGCUGGUGCGACAUAGGCGAGGGACUUUAGGGAGAAAACACGAGCGGAAAGGAUAUAACGAUAGGUAGACAGAGGGGGGAAACAGAGAGAGGUGGAGAAACGUCGACACAAACAGCUCGAGCGGGGCAGAUGAACGAGGCGUCGGAGGUGACGAUGAGCGAACGGGGGGUGGGGGCACAGGCCUCCUGUGUAUAGAAAAGGAAUGAAAGAACGGGUAGCCUAAUUUGGAGAGGACAUGAACGGAACCGAACAGGGAGGUCAAAUAUGGUUGAGGGAGACAGCCAGAAUCACUGGGUUGGUGUUAAGUAGACGAUCAGGAGAUACAGAGGGGAACGAAAGCAGAGAAAAGGACGCUUUUCGUUGAAAGACAGGCUUCGCCGGGCGAAUCGGUCGUCUGUUUCGUGUUUCUUCCCUUUUUCUUCUCGUUCAAAUCAUUCUCGGUUCUCCUUGCUUUUUUUAUUGGUUCCCUUCAGCCUUCUGCAACUGCGUUUCGCGGAUGUAGUUUUGUGUCUCACCAAAUUCUGUGGUUCAUCUCGCCACACCUCUUUCUUUUUGUUUGGCGCUCAAACUGCGUGUAUUCGGCGCUCCCAAGACCCAUGCCAAGAACGAAGCAGGGUUGCCGCACAUAGUGGCACCGUGUUUGGGGCUCCUCUGCAAGCGAUGUCUCACUCUCUCAUGCUCUCUCUCACACACAGGCAUAUUGUCUUCGAUCUUUUCUUUCGUCUCUCAACUUGCUUCUCCUGUGCUGCGUACUCGCCCG